CCCUUUGUCAUCCUCCACACACACCGCCCACGGGUCCAACACAAGAACGUUCCCGCAGUGACAAUAACAGAUGAUGACUAAAUAAUACAAUUCUUUACAACGCUGUUAACAGUCAUUUAAUACGAUACUUUUUGCUUUAGCUGCAGACGAUGGAAGAGAAAACAACUCCUGACUUGGACGGAGAGCCCGAGGAGCUGAGAGACUCUGCUAACGCAGAGCAUGAGCUGAGGCUGGUGUUGCUGGGAUGGACAGGCACGGGGAAAAGCAGUAUGGGUAACGGCAUCCUCGGCACUCCGGUGUUUGAUACCCGCCGUGGUUACACCUCUCAGAAGCCAGUAACCAUGAAGUGUGAGAAGGGGUGUGCAAGUGUUGCUGGAAGGCAGGUGGUUGUGGUGGACACGCCAGACUGGUUCUACUCUGAGAGGCCCCUAGAGGAAGUGUACCGCCAGCUGGCUCUUUGUGAAUCUCUGUCCUCUCCAGGACCCCAUGCCUUCCUGCUCUGCAUCUCUGUCCAUCGCCCAUGUGAGAACCUCCAGGCUCUGGAUGCUUUAGAGAAAGUGUUCGGUCUUGAAGCCAUCACUAAACACACUAUUGUCCUGUUUACUGAUAUGGACCAGCUGUCAGAGGGUCAAACACUGCAGGAGUUUCUUAACACCGAGCAGAAGGAUUUACUGGAAUUGUUGCAGAGGUGUGGAGACCGUUAUCAUGUCAUAAGGGUAGAAGGAGAAAAAGAGGAGGAGAAAAGCCAAAAGUGUGUGGAGGAGUUGCUGGAAAAGGUGGAAGAGAUGGUAAAACAGAGCGGGAAGGAAUUUUACAUCUGCCCACCUCUUCCUCAAACAGAGGAGACAGUGAGGAGGAUGGAAGCGAGUAAUGAGGAAAGCUCAUCUAAUGAAGACAUGAGCAAGGGGGACGACAAGUACGAGAAGCACUCAGACAUGGAGCGAGAAGCGAGUUCAGAGAAAAUGGAGCCGAGUGCAGAUGGUCUGGAGGUGGAGGAGGACAUUGCUUUAUCUCCUCCUGCACCUCCUCCUUCGUUCUUGCACUGGGUUUGGGACACAGUGGUUGGGUGGGUGCUGUGGCUGCCCAAUCUGCUCAGGGGUACAACUUUGCUCGGCUCUGUUGUUGGGUUGUUUUUUGGGGGUGCUAUGGGGGCUACCGUGGGCUCUGUUGCCACCGAGGUGAGCAGAAGAAAAAACAAAGCAAAAGUUAAAACAAAGUAACAUUCAAUUUAUGCAUAAAAAAACACUUAAUAUGUAUUAGGUUUGCUUCAGAGUAAGUAAUCGUGGGCUCAGGUGAGCAAAAUAUAAACAGUUAAAUUGCAUUCAUACGUAAUUAAUACCAAACCAACGUACUAUUUCUUAGCUAAUAUCAAAUGAUAAAUAUUAUUUAGCUGUGGCUUUUUCUGCUCUAGCUUUGUAAAAGUACAUUUAUAUAAAGGUUGUCGUGAAAGAUUUAUAAACACAUUACACUAUACACUGAAAACACUUUAAGGCUUUUUUACUUCUAAGCCAACAGAAAAAAGGUUCAUGCCUUUUUUAUACAGUAUAUUAGAAUCACUAAAGAUGUUUCUAUAAUAUAAUAAUGUUUUAUUACUAUACUCAUCAGGGCAUGAAGGUAGUUUACCAAGGUAGGAAAGUGGAUGUUGUCUCUAAUGACAGAGAGUCAAAUUACUAAGUGGUAUUGCUUCCAAAUGAAAGUUGUUUACCACUUGGGUUUUACUCUGCUCAUUUAUUUCCAUGACUUUGAAGCUGUCCAAACAUCAGAGAUUUAGACUGUUACAUUGCCUAGUUGAUUAUUUAGGAAGUUUGGAAGAAUGAUUUAAGAGAUGAAUAAUAAUUUGUUUAUCUACUGUAGCAUGGUAUGUGCUAAACAUACAUGGUGUUCAUGUGUCUUUUGUUUGCACCAGCUCUCAUCAUUCACUUUCGUAGCACAAAUUAAUGACUUAUUUUUUUUAACCUUCAUAAAAUUUCCCUACACAUUUGCAGUGAUUCUACUUUACAUGCAUAUGGGAUACAUGGUUUUUGAAAGCUGUUACCAAUUGUCGAUAACAGUAUAUUAUUAGACACAGCUCAAGUGCUACAUUACUCAUACAGCACAUGCUGUUUAGACAGCUUUUUGAUUCACUGAGAAAAAAAAUCUGUUUUAUUACGCACUUGGCAGGAAUACUCUGUAGCGUAUGCAUUUUGUGCGACUGCAAAUGCAAAAGUAAAACUAAAACAAAAUACUUCAAA
Tachysurus vachellii is the source of this 2231-nucleotide messenger RNA. RefSeq lists its product as uncharacterized. Lineage: Eukaryota; Metazoa; Chordata; Actinopteri; Siluriformes; Bagridae. Bases 150 to 1220 code for a protein of 356 amino acids. The record is from RefSeq and is a predicted model, not a curated record. Gene Ontology annotation, molecular function: GTP binding. The transcript is spliced from 3 exons.